UGGGGACUUUGGCGCUUUCCAAGUUCAAAGACAUGCGCACAUUCUUAUAAACAUACCUUCACGUGCUAAUGUCUCCGGACUUGCCUCAUGACAUCGUCAUGUUCAGUGAAACAGCGCGACUAAGCCUCUUCGAAGCCGCUUCUAUCUCCAUCUGUGCGAGCACGUACGUCGUCUGGAUCUACGUCGAUCACAUGCGCGACAACUUGAUAGUGAAACCAGGCGACCAACGCAAUAGACAGCCUUGUGUUUCUCCAUCAGAGUCUGUUUGUAAAAUGUUUCUGUUCAUAUUGUGUGUGGUGAAGCGAUAGUUGGAAGCACGAGUUAGAGAAUGGACGAUAGGGCGGUCUCCUUGAAAGAAAGGCGGUGACGUGUUGUCUUCUAUCAUAGUUAUCUUUGUGCUUCCGUCUGUCUUUAGAUGCUAGGAGAUAAAGCAGGUACUUGCUUUCGACCAACGUAUGUUGCAGCACAUCGCAAUCGACUAGAGGAGAUAUAUGACAGUGAAGAUCACGGGAAUUGCUGGAUCUUGGUUCGUCAAUGUAAGAAUGGUGCGGGAAGUGCAUUGUCAACAUGCAAAGUACUGACGGCCUCAUUAGGUUUGUGUCUGCAUGAGUUAAAAGAACACCUUGGCAUCGUACGUUGCCUCCAUUUGACACGCACACGACUGGUAACUGGAGGUGACGUGAGGAAAUUAAUCAUCUGGGACACAGAGCGUGGAGAGAUGUGCAACAUCAUUCAUCGUAAUCCAACAUCACUGCAUCAGAUGUGGGUAGACGAUACACGACUGAUAACUGCCUCUCCUGAUGCUCCUGGAACCAUCACAAUCAUCAACUUCUGGUGACAGUGUCAACACACCCAGCUCCACAAGAGAGUUGUAAUUGUAGAGGAAAUUCUAUUUUUGCAUGUUGUUGACGAUGUUUGUGUUUAUGGUGUUAGUUUGUUGUUCAAUUCUAAAUGCUGUUAGUAUCGUUGACGGUUCUCUCAUAUUUUUACAUGGCUUUAGUAUUUUUACGUGUUUUUAGUAUGAAACUAUGUUUUUGUUUAUAGUACAGCACUUGCCUGAUGGAUUGUGUGUGUGUGUGUG
Messenger RNA from Corticium candelabrum, 1081 nucleotides. RefSeq names its product F-box/WD repeat-containing protein 7-like. Gene Ontology annotation, molecular function: protein binding. The transcript is spliced from 4 exons. Lineage: Eukaryota; Metazoa; Porifera; Homoscleromorpha; Homosclerophorida; Plakinidae. The record is from RefSeq and is a predicted model, not a curated record. Bases 416 to 838 code for a protein of 140 amino acids.